This is a messenger RNA of Xylaria bambusicola, 2048 nucleotides long. Its product is annotated as PLP-dependent transferase. NCBI's taxonomy places the organism in Eukaryota, Fungi, Ascomycota, Sordariomycetes, Xylariales, Xylariaceae. The coding region runs from base 179 to 1861 and encodes 560 amino acids. The record is from RefSeq and is a predicted model, not a curated record. Gene Ontology annotation, molecular function: molybdenum cofactor sulfurtransferase activity. The transcript has 5 exons. Gene Ontology annotation, biological process: molybdopterin cofactor metabolic process.
UUCAAGUCGCACGCUUCUGUUCAAAUCCCGUGGCUUUUAAUGUUGGCUUUGUUUUCGUCUGAAUCACGGAACUGCAAUCAGCCUACAUAAACGUCACUACCCUUACAUCGGCAGGCCAUUGAUAGCCUUAUAUGGUCAUCAUCUCAUUCACGCCUUGUUUUUUUUUCAACCCCCCAAAAUGACAGCCAAAGAGUACAAUUCUAACGUCGAGGCUCUACGACAGAAAGAGUAUCCUCAUAUGAGCGAUGGCGUUUAUCUCGAUCAUGGCGGUGCAACAAUUUAUGCAAGGUCUCUUGUAGAAGGGUUUGCAUCAAAGAUGAUAACAAACUUAUAUGGCAACCCACACUCGGAAAGUUCUCCUGCAAGACUAUCCGGCGACGUUGUUGACCACGUUCGUGAAAAGCUUCUCGGCUUUUUUGGCGCCAGUUCCAAAGAAUUCGACCUCAUAUUUGUUGCAAACGCCACGGCGGCGGUGAAGCUUGUAGCUGACUGCUUCAGAGACCUCGGAGAAAAAACCAAAGAUGGCAAGUUCUGGUAUGGUUACCAUAAGGAUGCUCAUACUAGCAUCGUUGGUGUGAGAGAGCUUACAUACGGGCAAUUUCACUGUUUCGAAAGCGACCAAGAAGUCGAAGAUUGGCUACAAUACCCAGAGAAUGCAUUCACCAACCGUCAGAACCCCAACGGUCUCGGCUUGUUUGCCUAUCCCGGUCAAUCCAACAUGACUGGACGGAGAUUACCGCUAUCGUGGUCAUAUCGAGCACGUCACUCCGAAUCUCUGCAGAGCACAUACACACUACUAGAUGCCGCUGCACUUGCCAUGACGUACCCAAUGGAGAACAUCUUUCAGGAUCCUGACCGAGCCCCCGACUUUACAUGUUUCUCUCUAUACAAGAUAUUCGGGUUUCCCGACGUAGGGGCAUUAGUUGUGCGAAAGGAGUCAGGUCAUAUCCUCGCCCUCCGCAAAUAUUUUGGGGGAGGCACAGUCUCCAUGGUCGCCACCUUCGGCGACACUCCAUGGCAUCGGUCAAAGGGUCUUCAAGCCCCCACGUACAAACUUCACGAAGGUCUCGAAGAUGGAACGUUACCGUUCCACAGCAUACUUGCCCUCGGUGAGGCGGUUGAUGUACAUCUGCAAUUAUACGGAUCAAUGAGAACCAUUUCAGCGCACACAUCUUACCUGACCGACCAGUUACAUCGUGGCAUGGCUGGAUUACGCCAUGCCAAUGGACGCCCUGCGUGUCACGUCUAUUCUGAGAACAGAGAUUUUGGCAACUCGAGCAAGCAAGGCUCUGCCAUCGCCUUCAACAUGAUUUCUUCAGGCGGAGGCUACCUGUCGUACACAGAUGUAGAACGUAUAGCGAACAGCGCCGGUUUCUAUGUUCGAUCUGGAGGCGUCUGCAAUCCUGGCGGCAUCUUUUCCCUCUUGGGCUAUGAGCCGUGGAUGACUGAGCGCGCUCUCUCAGCUGGCCACCAUUGUGGCUCAAACGGGAUAUCCGUCCUCCACGGACUUCCCACAGGUAUUGUCCGCGCCAGCCUCGGGGCAAUGUCCACGAGGCAAGACGUCGACUCAUUCCUCGAUUUCCUGCGUACGACCUUCGUCGACACGGCCGACAAGGAAAGCAGCCCGCUCUCUGCGACCUCAACGCUGCGCUCAUUCCCGUCCGACGCGACUCUGGGACGUCGCGCUACCUUUGAACCUGUAAUCGACAUCGUCCCCGAGACGCGCAAGCUUGAGCGCGAGAAGCCUCGGAUACGCCGCAUACCGAUCCUCUCGCACUUUAGGCGCGUGCCCAGGCCAGGGGUGAGGUCGUCCUCUCUCCCUACGAAAAACAUCACGGGUGGUUUGCCUACUAUUAGGUGACUACGUGGCUAUAUUCCAUCCUAGCUAGCAAAGAGAAUGUUUGCUUUGGAUCACGGUCGUGAUAGAACAAGACAAGGUGUUCUAUAAAUACGCAUCGGCGUGUAUGCAUUUAUGUAUGUAAACUUGUAUGUAUUAUGUUGGGAUAUAGGUGGCUCGUUGUGUGCCUUAAUAAUCAUAAGGUUAGGGA